Molecule: messenger RNA, 865 nt
Organism: Myotis davidii
Lineage: Eukaryota; Metazoa; Chordata; Mammalia; Chiroptera; Vespertilionidae
Product: melanoma-associated antigen 10
Exons: 1
Coding region: 1-825 (274 amino acids)
Biological process (GO): negative regulation of transcription by RNA polymerase II
Cellular component (GO): nucleus
Source: RefSeq, a predicted model, not a curated record
AUGGCAUGGAGCACAUCAGUUGGAGGCUCCAGCAACCAAGACGAGGAUACAAGCUCUCUGCAGACCUCAGCAGACCCCGAGUCUCUGCAUAGCGACCGCAUAGAUGAGAAUGUGACCAAUUUGGUGCAUGCCCUGAUCCUCAGGUAUCGUUUGAGGAAGCCUAUUACAAAGGCAGAGAUGCUACACGUUGUUAACAAAAGGGACAAGAGUCAAUUCUCUGUGAUUUUUAAGAAAGCUUGUAAGUGCUUGGAGGUAAUCUGUGGCAUUGAUGUGAAGGAAGUGAUUCCUGCCACCCACUCCUAUGUCCUUGUCAACUCACUGAAUCUCACCUAUGAUGAGAUGCUUAGUGACCACCAGAGCAUGCCUAGAAACGGCCUCCUGAUCAUCAUCCUGGGUAUGAUCUUCCUAGAAGGCAACUGUGCCCCUGAGGAAGACAUUUGGGAGUUCCUGAAUAUGAUGGGAGUUUAUGCUGGUAGGGAGCACUUCAUUUAUGGGGAGCCUAGGAAUCUCAUCACUAGAACAUGGGUGCAGGAGAAUUACCUGGAGUACCAGCAGGUGCUUAAUAGUGAUCCACCACGCUACCAAUUUAUGUGGGGUCCAAGGGCCCAUGCUGAAACCAGCAAGUUGCAAGUUCUGGAAUUUUUGGCCAAGAUCAAAGGGACUGACCCCAUUUCCUUCUCAUGCUGGUAUGAGGAGGCUUUAAGAGAUGAGCAAGAGAGAGCCCAGGCCAGAAUUGGCCCUGUGGGUCAUGCUGCUGCCAUGUUCAUGGCACAGCCUCUCCUUCCCCAACGGAAGAAUGAGCACGAAUAUUCACUCUGUGUUUGAAAAGGGCAUUCACAUUUCUAAGUAGAGGAGAGUCAGAGGC